AUGGCUGCUGUUCAUCCUCCACAGACUCCUGCCAGACCGGUGCCUGGAGUAUGGCCUCAAACUCCCGCCGCGCGACCUCAGCCGGCCCCUCCCUCGUUCCAGUCUCCCGGCACCUCUCUUUCACGCCCCAGCCUGUCGCAUUCCAAUUCAACCACGACCAUUGCAACCAGACCCUUGGAUGCUUCUGUACAGCCCUCGGUCAGACAACCGGAGUCGCUAGAACCAGUUGAGCGAGCCGCAAAGACCAUCAAUGAAGCCCUGGUCAGCGAGUCCCGGUUUCCAGACAUCGAUACCUAUCUUUCUCAGGGCGCCUCUGCAGACUACGACAUUCAGGCUUCUAAUACAUGGGCUCCAUUUCAAGAGGCUGGUCAGUACAACAUACCAGAUGAUGUCUUGGAGCAGUACAAUAAUGCGCAAUUGAGUACGAGCAUGGGAUUGUUCGCCGAGUUGAGGCAUGCAUGGGUAACGAUUGACAAUGCUCUGUAUUUAUGGGAUUAUACAGCGCCCAGACCCGAGCUGUUGGGCUUUGAAGGUCAGCACAACAGUGUUACUGCUGUUGCAUUGGCUGUUCCGCGCCAGGGUGUGUUUCUACCCAAUGUCAAACAUGUCAUUGUCAUUGCCACCUCUCAUGACAUUUCGCUAUUGGGAUUGGGCUCGGAUCCUAGCCCCGGUGCAGCAGCUGGCCUAUCUCUCUUCCAGACUGGCAUGUCCACCUCGGUCAAAGGCUUAGAGAUCGCUGUCAUUGCUGGCUCACGCAAAACAGGUCGGAUCUUCUUUGGAGGUCGUUUUGACAAUGAACUCUAUGAAUUGUCUUACCAGCAAGAAGACGGAUGGUUCUCAAGUCGCUGUUACAAGACUUGUCGAAGUUCUGGAGCUGCCAAAACUUUGGGAUUCUCCAUACCUGGAUUUUCGGGCAAGUAUACUGAACACGUCGCGCAAAUAGUCAUCGAUGAUAGUCGCAAUCUGUUGUACACGCUCUCCUCUGCCUCCAACAUCCGAGUCUUUCACUUGCACCCGGACGGCUCACUACCUUUGAUGAUCACCAAGCCUUCCACCGAGAUAUACUCUAAUAUUGGUCAUAUAAUCAGCGUCAACGAAACUCUAAACGCGCAGAUCAAAAUUGUCUCGAUAUCAGUCAUCCCAGCCUCCGAAGGCACAAAAUAUCAUCUUAUGGCCACAACAUCAACCGGAUAUCGAAUAUACCUCAGUGCGACGAGCUCGGGCUAUUGGGAUUCUAGUAGGAUCGGUGGACCGCUCAGUAUGCAGGCACAACAUGUCAAGCUCCCUCCACGGACUGGCAAUUCACUUGCUCUGACGGUGCAAGACAAUGGCCAGCCACAGUUCAACCCCAAUCAUCCCAUAAAGACUCUAGAACAUACCAGACUUGCAGUGAGAUAUUCGCCAGGAUAUUUCUUUUGCCUCACACCAACCCCCACGAACAAAGAGUACGACCAGUUGUUUGUUUCGUCUCCGGAUGCUGCCAAGCUGGCCCGGGCACCUGAAGCAGGACAACCGAAUCGAACAGCGGAAUCUGGCAUUUGGCUGUCACUUGGUGGAAGCCGAGCUGAGGAUAUUGGAGUCGUGGUUCCAUAUUCUGCACCAACCUCAACACCGAUAGGGUAUGGAAAUGACCUUGCUGUUCAAUUUGACAAGCCUGUCCCAGAGAUUGCCAUCCUGACAAACAAUGGUGUGCAUGUUAUCAGACGGCGCCGCCUGGUGGAUGUUUUUGCUUCUCUCGCAAGAGAGGGUGGUGGGCCAGAAGGAUUCCAGAACGAGAUCAAUAACCUGAUUCGAGCAUAUGGAAGAACAGAAACACUCGCGACUGCUCUCGCGGUUGCUUGCGGUCAGGGCGCUGAGGUGACCAAGAAUGUCGACUCAAUCCGGGUUAAUGACCCUGAAGUGCUCGACCUUGCUCGGAAAACCUUCAUUGAAUAUGGUGGCAAACCUAGCAUCAAUCAAAAUUCAAUACCAGACAAGUCUGUCCCUCUAAUAGAUGCGGUAAGACCUUCGCCUCGACAUGCAGCCAUUGCGUUAUAUCUGUCUCGACUAUUGAGAUCGACUUGGAGAACCGCGAUAGCCGUGGGUACCACGACACCUGCCGGUCCCCAGAUCACGUCUGCUGUUCCUGCAACGACAAUACGAGAUGUGCAGGAAGCUCUUUCCUCGUUGCAAAGAUUUUUCAAGACAAACAAGACUUUCAUUAAGGGUUUGAGUGGCCCUGAUGAUCUAUCGAAUACAAGCACCAAAGAUGAUGAAAUUGCCCUCAAAGGUGAACAUCGAGCUUUGCAUUCGUUGGUCAAGUUCACCUCGGAUACCAUAGAAGGACUGUCUUUUGUUCUAGCCUUGUUUGAAGAAAAGGUAGCCGAGAUAGUUCCUCUCCUACCAGAAGCCUCAAGAUCUGAAUUCAUGAGAUUGACCUUUGAAGAACUGUUCACAACGAAAAAGGGCUAUGAUCUGGCCAAGGAACUUGUCAAGGCUAUUGUUAACCGCAAUAUCGACAAAGGAUCCAACGUUGAAACGGUAGCGGAAUCACUUCGAAGGAAGUGUGGAAGUUUCUGUAGUGCUGACGAUGUCGUUAUCUUCAAGGCACAAGAACAGCUCAAGAGAGCUGCUGAGGCGAGCGGUAAUGUCGAGUCCUCACGCAAUCUCUUGAAUGAUAGCCUGAAGCUCUUCGAACAAGUGGCUCACAGUCUUCCAAGUGACUAUCUACAAUCUGCUGUCAAGCAAUACACCACACUACAGUUUUAUGCUGGAGCUAUCCAACUUGUCCUGAAGGUGGCCAACGAGAAAGACAAGGCGAAUGAUGCCUCGUCUUGGAUGGCAGAUGGUAAACCAGAAACAGAUUCAAGAAAGGCAAAAUUCGAUUUGCGACGUCAAUGUUACGACCUUAUUCAUGAUGUUGUGACUGCAGUGGAUGAUGCCAGCGAGAAGAGCCCGAAUUUUGUGGAUGGGCGGCCUACCCUGGUCGCCACAAGAAGAAAUGAGGCAUAUGAUGUGAUCAGUCGAUCUCGAGAUGAAGUCUUCUUGACCAAUCUCUAUGAUUGGUAUCUAGAGCAAGGCUGGUAUGAUAGAUUACUGGCAACAGACUCAGCAUUCAUCCCCACUUAUCUACAACGAAAGUCUUCCGAAGACAUCACCUACGCAGAUCUCUUGUGGAAGUACUAUGGUCAAAUCGGCCAAUUUACUGAAGCAGCAAAGAUACAAUUACACCUUGCCAAGAGUGUUUUCAGAUUGUCACUAGAAAAGAGGAUCGAAUACCUGAGUAGAGCGAGAGCGAAUGCAUCGACUUAUACUCCUGGUGCGAACCGAAAAAUCAAACAACAAUUGCUGCAAGAGAUCUCCGAAUGUCUCGAUAGUGCGAUGAUUCAAGACGAGAUCCUCCAGCGUCUCAAGGAUGAUCCACGCCUGACCGAUGAACGAAGACAAGAAAUCCUUGAUUCCUUGGAUAGUGAAAUUCUAGACAACACUCAACUAUUCAACAGCUACGCUGACAAUGCUGGCUAUUACGACAUCUGCAUCCUCAUCUAUCAAGUCGCCGACUUCCGAGAUCCAGCCCAAAUCAAAGGCACAUGGCAGCAGCAAAUCGAACUCGUCCACCACAAGACCAUCAGCGAAGGCGAGUGCCAGCCCUACGAAGCCGUGGGCGUGACAGUCCAAAGCUUAGGUAGCAAACUCCGGCUCUCAGAGACGACAUUCCCCGUCGACACCCUCCUCCCCAUGCUACUGGUCUACUGGUACCACAAUCAGCGCGACGUGACAGGCCCGCGAUGGGUGACCGACAUCUUCCUGGAAUUGGAAGUUCCGUACGAACGCAUCUUCGAAGUACUCGAGAACAUGCUCUUCUCCACCACCGAGCCACCAUUCAUUGGCUCGAAUCGCAAAUAUAUCGCGUCAGAAAUCGCGUACGUUGUUGCUAAGUGGUACCGUGAGUCGGAACGUGCAGGGACUUGUGUAUUUGGCAGUGAAGCUAGUGCCGCGCGUGUCAGAGAGGCGUUGGACGCACUGCUACAUGAAGGCAGAGCGGCAGCGCUCGAUGACGAGACGACUUCGACUUGUCGUGCUGUUAUUGCCAGGCUCGGUGAGCUUGGGCUCUAA
Messenger RNA from Exophiala bonariae, 4095 nucleotides. RefSeq lists its product as uncharacterized. NCBI's taxonomy places the organism in Eukaryota, Fungi, Ascomycota, Eurotiomycetes, Chaetothyriales, Herpotrichiellaceae. The transcript has a single exon. The record is from RefSeq and is a predicted model, not a curated record. Gene Ontology annotation, molecular function: structural constituent of nuclear pore. The coding region runs from base 1 to 4095 and encodes 1364 amino acids. Gene Ontology annotation, biological process: transcription-dependent tethering of RNA polymerase II gene DNA at nuclear periphery; protein localization to nuclear inner membrane; RNA export from nucleus. Gene Ontology annotation, cellular component: nuclear pore inner ring; nuclear pore.